AUGACCCCUGUAACGGCUCCAGCUGAUACCCGACUCUUUAGAUGCACAGCGUAUCUGAAAGGCAACCUCAAAGCACUGGGGACUGUGCAGAUUACGAUCGGAAUCAUAACUUUACUGUUCGGUAUUUUUUUAACCUUGUUCACUUUCCGGCUCAGAGUCACCAGCGGUAUCGCUCUGUGGGGAUCACUUGUCUUCAUAAGCUCUGGUGCUCUGUCAGUCGCUACAGCGAACCACCAAAAUCCCUGCAUGGUGAAAGCCUUGUUGGGAAUGAAUGUGCACAGUCAUGCAGUCUGA
Molecule: messenger RNA, 294 nt
Organism: Hemibagrus wyckioides
Lineage: Eukaryota; Metazoa; Chordata; Actinopteri; Siluriformes; Bagridae
Product: membrane-spanning 4-domains subfamily A member 15-like
Exons: 4
Coding region: 1-294 (97 amino acids)
Cellular component (GO): membrane
Source: RefSeq, a predicted model, not a curated record